AAAUCAGAGCCAGUUUGUUUUGGUAGCUCGCCGAUUACUGCCACCCAAGUUCCAAGAAUGGCAUCAAUGGGACUCCAGAUUCUGGGCAUAGCCCUGUGUGUGUUCGGGUGGCUGGGAGCUCUGCUCACCUGCAUCCUUCCCAUGUGGAGAGUGACCGCUUUCAUUGGGAAUAACAUCGUGGUGGCGCAGAUCAUUUGGGAAGGGCUUUGGAUGAACUGUAUUGUUCAGAGCACCGGGCACAUGCAGUGUAAGGUGUACGACUCACUGCUGGCCCUCUCGCAAGACCUACAGGCUUCCAGAGCUCUGACUGUUAUCUCCCUGGUGGUGGGUGUCAUCGGUAUUCUGGUCUCCAUUGCUGGAGGAAAAUGCACCAACUAUAAAGAAAAUGAGGCAACAAAGGCCAAGGUGACGAUUAUAGCCGGAAUUAUCUUCAUCCUCUCUGGAGUGCUCACCCUGAUCCCAGUGUCCUGGUCUGCAAACACCAUCAUCAAAGAUUUCUACAACCCACUGGUGACGGACGCCCAGAGGAGGGAGCUUGGAGCCUCCUUAAUGGCAUCAAUGGGACUCCAGAUUCUGGGCAUAGCUCUGUGUGUGUUCGGGUGGCUGGGAGCUCUGCUCACCUGCGUCCUUCCCAUGUGGAGAGUGACCGCUUUCAUUGGGAACAACAUCGUGGUGGCGCAGAUCAUUUGGGAAGGGCUUUGGAUGAACUGUAUUGUUCAGAGCACCGGGCAGAUGCAGUGUAAGGUGUACGACUCGCUGCUGGCCCUCUCGCAAGACCUGCAGGCUUCCAGAGCUCUGACCGUUAUCUCCCUGGUGGUGGGUAUCAUCGGUAUUCUGGUCUCCAUUGCUGGAGGAAAAUGCACCAACUGUAUAGAAAAUGAGGCAACAAAGGCCAAGGUGACGAUUAUAGCCGGAAUUAUCUUCAUCCUCUCUGGAGUGCUCACCCUGAUCCCAGUGUCCUGGUCUGCAAACACCAUCAUCAAGGAUUUCUACAACCCACUGGUGACGGACGCCCAGAGGAGGGAACUUGGAGCCUCCUUGUACAUCGGUUGGGGAACCUCGGGUCUGCUGAUCCUCGGAGGGGCUCUGCUCUGCUGCACCUGUCCUCCCAAGGAUGAGAAUUCGUAUUCAGCAAAAUACUCUGCACCUAGAUCUACAGCUCCGAGCAAGAACUACGUGUAACUUGGAAAUGGAUAGGUCCGAAUCAAUUUCCAGAGAUAAGAUCAGACCAAUGUUGUACACUGUCUAUAUUGUUUGGCAUUCGGCGAAUUAAAUCAAUGUACUGUAAAACUAAUUUGCUAUAUCAAUAUCCUAACAACAACUCGAGUAAUUAACAUUGAACCGUACCUGCCUGUUCUUAGAGUGAUCGAUGUAAGGAAGGAUUUGAAGUGAGUGCACUUACACCCAUCACAAACUCAUAAAUAGAGAUUGGAAAUGUGGCCAGAGUUUGAAUGUGGAGAUGUUUAAAAAAAGGAUUUUUGUUGAGAGAUGUUGAUGUUAAUAUUUUGCAUAAUAUCGAUGUUCAGCAGCAGUGGACCUAAUGUAUAGCAAUGUAACCGCGUUUCCAGUGAGAGCAAAACUUUCCUUUCUAACUCUAAUAGUGACCUGGCACUCGGAAUAUCCGAUGAGUAUUGGAAAGAGGCAGCCGCCGCCAUUUCACAUCCAGCGUGGAAGUGAUAGCUGUGAAAUGGGUCUCGACCCACUCAGAAUAGUUCAGUGUAUUAAACAACGUGAUUUUAAUACCAGAUCCCAUUUGUAUUCUAUGGUGGAACUUGUAUCUCGACUUUUCAUUGUAUAUUGUUCUCUUAAUGUUCCUUCCAUUCAUGUAUUUUUUGAAGAUUAUCUUUUUCAAACAGUCUUGUCUGCGUACUUAUUUGGACUGUAUAUCAUGAAGGCCAAAAUAAAAAGUACAUCUCUUUCA
Messenger RNA from Chiloscyllium plagiosum (whitespotted bambooshark), 1921 nucleotides. Its product is annotated as claudin-4-like. Gene Ontology annotation, cellular component: bicellular tight junction; membrane. Lineage: Eukaryota; Metazoa; Chordata; Chondrichthyes; Orectolobiformes; Hemiscylliidae. Gene Ontology annotation, molecular function: structural molecule activity. The record is from RefSeq and is a predicted model, not a curated record.